AUGUCUACCAUGGAGCUCUCCGGCCUCACUGACGAGUUCGACUGGAACAGCACCAUGGGGACCACCGCGCGUUUCAUGCGCGACACUGGGUUCGAGACAUGGGGGUUCCUCGUCUACCGUUGCGCUUACGGCGACGAUGAAGCAUGGAAUCGCUAUAUGGAGGCUUUCAAGGAGCAAGUGCACAGUACGCUAGAGUACUACGGUCGUGAUCAUCUGCUGGAGCAGUAUGCGCAAUGGACCGUCGUCGAGGACGAGGAGACCCUGAACGGCGCUUCCAAACAGCAGGUGCGCGAACGCUUCGUACAGUGGAGAGACCAGCACGGCGUCUCUAGAGAGCUCUCCGAGGCAGCCACCAUCGCGAGACAGAGCGCGUUUUGGGCGACUCACGAAAGCACCCUUCUCCCACGGUUCACGUACUGUCUCUACGUCGACCAGAAGUGCCUUGAUACGCUCAAGCGAUAUUCUGCCGCCAAAGCCAGCGGCGCCGGCCGCACGGAUUGGCCCGUCAUCGUCAUGAUCGACGGGGAUUAUGUGCCUGGUGGCCAGUACACCCACCCGCAUCGCCGAUAUCCCGAAGUUGAAGGCUGUACGGAUGAGUAUGUGGGUUGGCAGUACGUGACUGCUGGAUGUGUGCCAACUAGGUAUGAUGCGCUGCAUUAUGAACGCAUGGAUCUUGGGGGGGAUUUUGAGAGGCCGCCAGCUGUAUAUCCUUUUUGUGAGGAGCCUAUGCCAUGA
Molecule: messenger RNA, 735 nt
Organism: Xylaria bambusicola
Lineage: Eukaryota; Fungi; Ascomycota; Sordariomycetes; Xylariales; Xylariaceae
Exons: 1
Coding region: 1-735 (244 amino acids)
Source: RefSeq, a predicted model, not a curated record